AUGGAAGAAUGGAACACUACGACACAAGCAUUCAUUGCUUACGAUAGGGCACCUCUUCAUUAUGCAGUUCCAGUUGAAGAAUGGUUAAAUAAUAACUAUGCUUAUCAAUGGAUUGGAAGAAGAGGUCCUAUUGAAGGGCCUCCUAGAUCCCCGGACCUAUCUCAUCUUGAUUUAUUCUUCUGGAGCCAGCUAAAAUCUGUUGUUUCUAAGACGCAACCUGACUCCAAGAAUGCCGAGCAAUUUCCAGAGAAACAUUUGCCAAUGAGAGCAGAAGGUGGAGUUUUGAGAACAAUUGGUGAUAUGGGCGCAGUCAUGACUUCUUUAACUCUAGGUUCAAAUGGUAAAAGUACUGUCGCUUCCAGUUCUGGACAACAUGGAAAUGUAGUACAAUAUAUGAAGGAGUACCCAUUAGUAAUGGACACUAAAUUGAAAAUCAUCGAGAUAUUACAGUUUAUUCUUGACGUCCGCCUCGAUUACCGCAUCAGUUGUUUACUGAGCAUAUUCAAACGAGAAUUUGAUGAAUCUGAAAAAGCAACUGCAGUGGACGUCAAUCUGGGACAGAAAAAUAUAGAUUUAGAGCUUAUUGGAACUCAAGCUGAAGGCAUUUUUGGCAGUAGUGAAGAAUGUGCUGUUCUGGAUUUGGACGGUCAUGGAGGAAGAACUUUUCUCAGAGUUUUGUUGCAUUUAACUAUGCAUGAUUAUCCUCCCUUGGUAUCCGGUGCCUUGCAUUUACUUUUUCGGCAUUUCAGUCAACGUCAAGAGGUUUUACAAGCAUUUCGGCAAGUUCAGUUAUUGGUUUCUGACAACGAUGUUGAAUCAUAUAAACAAAUUAAAUCUGAUUUGGAUCUUUUGAGACAGUCUGUAGAGAAAUCUGAGCUGUGGGUUUAUAAAUCUAAAUGUCUGGAAGACCAUACACCCACUGGCAAGAAAAAUAAAGAUGAUGAAGAAGAUAUCAUAAUUGGUAAAACUCAAUUCAAUAGUGUAUUGGAAAAACAAGGUUCUUCAAUCAACUUGGAUAUUGGACCACCUUUACAUCCAGAACAAGCCGAUGAAUACAAAAAAAUUCAACAGAUAUUAAUCAGAAUGAAUAAACUUUGCAUCCAAGGCUCUUCAGCCGGAACCAUAAAGCCUCAAAAACAUGAACAGAGACUUCUCAGGAAUGUUGGAGUCCAUACUGUUGUACUGGAUUUAUUACAAAUACCUUAUGACGAAAAGGAAGAUAUAAGAAUGAAUGAGCUUAUGAGACUUGCUCAUGAGUUUCUACAAAACUUUUGCCUGAAUAACAAGCAAAAUCAAGUUCUACUUCAUAAACAGUUGGAUCUAUUUCUGAAUCCAGGG
Leptinotarsa decemlineata (Colorado potato beetle) is the source of this 1338-nucleotide messenger RNA. RefSeq names its product inositol 1,4,5-trisphosphate receptor-like. The record is from RefSeq and is a predicted model, not a curated record. Lineage: Eukaryota; Metazoa; Arthropoda; Insecta; Coleoptera; Chrysomelidae.